Chinchilla lanigera (long-tailed chinchilla) is the source of this 1880-nucleotide messenger RNA. RefSeq names its product sulfotransferase family cytosolic 2B member 1-like. The record is from RefSeq and is a predicted model, not a curated record. Gene Ontology annotation, molecular function: sulfotransferase activity. Gene Ontology annotation, cellular component: cytoplasm. NCBI's taxonomy places the organism in Eukaryota, Metazoa, Chordata, Mammalia, Rodentia, Chinchillidae. Gene Ontology annotation, biological process: sulfation.
CUGGCGUUUUUUUUUGGUGGCGGAGAGGUGUCUCUAGGGCAGCAAGGCUGGGCCAGCCUGCAUCAGGUUAAACCCGCGUGUCACACGUGACCGUGCCCGCUGUUGGCCGAGGGGCCUGGCCCCCCUGGUCCCCGGCUGCCCUCCGUGACCAUCAGCCGCCGUCAGCAUCAUGACGCGCCCGGAGGAGCCCGGCCUGUGCAGCGAUGGAAGCUGGGCUCCUCGGGUGUCCUUGCGCAGGGCCUCGCAGAGGAGGGUGGCGACGCCUCGCCCUGCACCGGGCCGUCUCGGGAGCCGCUGCUACGACAGCUUUCGGACGCUCGGCCCGCUGGCGCUGGCAUUGGCCCGAAGGACGUGGGCGCGCCCAGGGGGAGGCUGGGGCGCGGAGGAGUUCCCAGCAACUGCGGGGUGCAGCCACGUCCCCCUGCGCCGCACCGCGGGGACGCCGGCAGGCGCAGGCUGAGGGUCUGCUUAGUGCGAGACACGGCCUCUCCUGUCCCUCACCGGCAUGGACUCCGUCGAGGUCUUCAAGGGCAUCCGCUUCCCCGGGUUCAUGCACACCCAAGAAUCCCUGCGCACCGCAUGUGGCUUCCAGUUCCAGGACACGGACGUGCUGCUGGUGACGUUCCCCAAGUCAGGGACCACGUGGAUGCAGCAGGUGCUGAGCCUCAUCUUGUGCAAGGGCCACCUCUGGCCCAUCCACAACGUCCCCAACUGGGAGCGUGCGCCCUGGCUGGAGCAGAACAGCUUCGUCAAACUACUUGGCAACCUGGACCCCAGCCAGCCUCGCCUGCUUACCUCCCACCUGGGCGCCGAGGCCCUAGGGCCUGCGCUCCUGCACUCUAAGGCCAGGGUGGUGUACAUGGCACGGAACCCCAAGGACGUGCUUGUCUCCUUCUACUACUUCCACAAAUUGGCCAAGUUCCUGCCAGACCCCAGCUCCUUCGAGGACUUUGUGGCUGAGUUUCUUGAGGGCACAGGCUUCUUCGGCUCCUGGUUCGAGCACGUGAAGGGCUGGCUAGGUCUGGAGCCGGACCUGAACAUGCUCUUUGUCACGUACGAGGAGCUGCACCAGGCACCCCGGGCCACCCUACAGAAGCUCAGUGACUUCCUGGGAUACCCGCUGGGGCCUGAAGAGGAAGACUUUGUCCUGGAGCACUGCAGCUUCCCCUUCAUGAGCCAGAGCAGCGUGGUCAACUACAGCCUGGUGCCCAAGGAAGUCAUGGACCCCAGCCAGGGCCGCUUCCUGCGGAAAGGUGUCAUGGGGGACUGGAAGGAGCACUUCUCUCCAGAGCAGAACGAGAAGUUCAAUACCGUCUACCAGGCCAAGAUGGGCAACCUGGGCCUGCACCUCCCUUGGACCAUGGACUGACCCCAGCCACCUGCGGCUUGCCCUUCCCAGAUCCCGAGCACCUUGGCUGUGCUGAUCCCACUGGCAGUAAACACAGGCAGUCGAGAAGCUGGGCUGGGGGUGUUGGCUCGGCCAGCAGUUGUCUGCCCCUCCCCUUUGCUCCCCGUUGUACCCCAGUGGACUGGCGCAGUUGCUUCAGUGCCCUCCCUGGCUGUGCCUCCGCCACACCCCACUCUGACAUGGGUGCAGCAGGCGGUGUUGCGCCCUCCCCCACACCCCCACUUCAGAUGACACUGUUGCAAUUUGAAGAACGGAGAGGGGACCCAGUGGCUAAAUCAGGAUCUGGGCCCCUAUUUGCACACACGAUUUUGCAGCACGUUUUCAGCCCUGCCCCAGCCUGUGCUGCUACCUAAGCAGAGCUCCCUCCAAGGCCAUUGCUCAGGUUGGGCUGGCUGGGCUCCCUUCUGUGUCCUGACCCAGGCUGCAGCACAGGCCCUGCUACAAUAAAGAUUUGCUUUGGUGUUCCUGUAAA